AAUUUGCUCUCUUAGUUAUAACUUUUUUAGACUGAGUGCCAAAAUUUUGCUUAGUCCCAAUAGUCUAUAGUUUUUAACAAAUUUUUUCAUUUUUUCGCUGGCUUCCUUCGGUCUAGAAUCUCUUGGCAAAAUCUGGAGCAGACGCCUUGCAUUAUGCAUUGCAUUGCAUGUCAAAACAGAGUCCUACUUGACUUGAAUUUUCAUAAGUCUCAGAGAGAUUUUAGCCGGUUGUUAGCUUAUUAGCUUUUGUUUGGAGCUACCAGGGUUUCUGAGAUUAGGUACAAUAUUCCAUUAUGGUGCUUAGUAUGAUUACAAUAAUCCCAAGGGAUUUGUCCAUCAAUUUGUCACACUAACUAUACAGAAUUCAGAGAUUUGGUACAGAUUCCUCCAGACCCAGUUUAACAAAACUUCAAUUUUAGCUAUAAAAGGUUGAGAGGCUGUAGAUUUUUGUAAUAAGGUGCAACGUAAGAUCUGAUCUCAGAUCUCCUCCUGUUGGAUAUGAAUAGAGAGGGCAUUUUCAGAAAUGCUGAGAUUGAGCAGGGCAGUGAGAAGCAAAUGAGAAAGCUUUUCAAGCUUGUGAUCUGCACAGGUGUUGGUGAAAGAGUAUUUAUGUACGCGCGAGUCCUGAGAUUAGCUCUUACAUAGUAGACCAUAUUGACAAAAAAAAGAGUGUAAAAUAGCUUAACUAUAAAUGUUGAUGGAGAACAAUCAGAGGGAGAGGAACAUGGCUGAUAUUCUGAAAGGAGGAAGCUUCUCUAGCCCAGCGAUGGACAACAAGAGGGAAAGGAGCAUGACUGAUAUUUUGAAAGAAGACCUUUCUACCCCAGGAGUGCCUCCAAAUGAAUCCCAAAUCAGCCCUGCAACACCCCUCAGGCCUAUUGCAAGAAAGAGGAAGCUAGUCUUUGAUGAUGAACCAUUACUGCCUCCCAGGCAGACACAUGCAGCAUCAAAGCAGUCGUUAGGUUUUCGUGCAGAAACGGGGCCAUCUGACAAAAGCAGCAAUGGCGUCCACAGCAUUCGUUCACCUUUAAAACCUCAUUCAGCUGAGGAACCGGUUGCUGUGAAUAUGAAUACCACUCUGGAAAAUGUUCCUCACCAACAACCAUAUUACAUGUGUGCAAGUGGGAAGGACAGUGACACGGAUGGAAUUCUUGGGUUCAAAACAGCCAAGGAGUCUGAUGCCCUCUUCAGAAAUGCCCAGAGGUUACUGAAUGCAGUCAAUAGAAGUGUCUGUGGCAUACCGAAUGCAAAUGUGAGUAUACCCAAUGCCAACUUAAUGAAUGCAAAUUAUCAUCAGCCGAUAAAUCCCAGCGGCAAUAUUUGUUUGAACGGCUGGAGCAGACCCUCAUAUCCAUAUUUCUCUCCCUUUGCUCGAUAUCCAAGUGGAAUUCUUGCCCCCCACUAUCUUCACAGCACCACAAUACUACCACACCAUCAAACUUUCACAUCUCUACCAAACAAUGGUUUUUCGUUGGCGCCAGAGACCCCUGAAAAAAACAUUCAUAUUGAAAGGCUCCGUAAAAGACACUUUGUGGAUCGCCAUUCAGAUGAAAGUGUGGUUAUACAGGAGAAUCAAAAAGAUACUCCUGAAAAAAGCAUUCAAGAUGAAGAAAAACUGUUGAAGACGCAAUCUUCACAUUUCGUAAGUUACGGUUCAGAUGAAAUGGUGGAUGUCCAAGAGAGGCAACAGGAGAUUAUAAGUAUGAGUACUUAUGCCGAUGUUGAAGCCUCUGCAGGCUGUGGAGAUGAAAGUAUUCUUCCUUCACUUAUAGAUCCUUUAUCCUUCACACUGCAGACACCCACAAAGAACAAUGAACACCAAUUAGCUGCUGGGGGUGAAGGCAAUGGUGGCAUUGAUUUGAACAAAACUCCUACUCAGAAACCAAAGAGGAAAAAACAUAGGCCAAAGGUCAUACGUGAAGGUCCCUCUGCCCCGAAGUCAAAGGCAAGGAAAAAUGAUAAGCCUGACACUAAAACAAAUGUUCCAGAUUAUGAGAGCAAUCCUCCUGGCCAUAAGUCUGCAAAUGAUGACAAGGAAACAGUUCAGAAAUUGCAGACAGAUGCUUCGGUUCAUGAACUUACAAAUGGCAUUACUCCUGAAUGCCAGGAGACAUGCUCCUUACCGGAAGAAAUUGCACAACAUGUGCCAGAAGUCAUUCUCCAAGACAAGUCUCUCGUUUCAUCUUUGAGAACACAGGAAGAGCCUGAAAACUCAAAACAAAGAGGUAGUUUUCAGUCUCCCAUUAAGAGGGCUUUUAGGGAAAAUUUCAAAACACUUGCGCGUAAAAAAGAUCAGUUACCGCAGUUGUAUCCUGGUGAACCUCAAUCUAACCAAUUUAAUAAACAAAAGGUAAAGAAGCGGCUAUCAAAGAAACACAAUGCCGAGAAUGAAACAGAUAUGACUUCCAUAGGUCAACAUUUAAGUAAUUCUGGCUGUGCUACAAUAGUCCACUCAAUUCACGGCAGACAGAGCGGUAUAACACAACCCUAUACUCGGGCAGACUUGUUGGAUCCAGUGGACAUGAUUAUAGCCAGACUAAAACAGCUUCGGCUUAAUGAGACAGAGGUGGGAAACGGUGAAUUGGUUCCCUACUCGGGAAAUGGCGAUAUGGUUCCGUAUGAAGGGCCUUUUGAUCCUUUGAAAAAACGGAAACAUAGACCAAAAGUUGAUUUGGAUGCUGAGACUAAUAGAGUCUGGAAACUUUUAAUGGGGAAAGCGAGUGAAGAAGAUAAACAAGCAUCCAAUGACGAGGAAAAGCAAAGAAAGUUGGAAGAAGAGAGGCAAGUUUUCAGAGGUCGGGUAGACUCAUUCAUAGCUCGCAUGCGUUUAGUGCAAGGAGAUCGGCGCUUCUCACAGUGGAAAGGAUCAGUUGUGGACUCUGUUGUCGGUGCAUUUUUAACCCAAAAUGUGUCCGAUCAUCUCUCCAGCUCCGCAUUCAUAGCAAUGGCUUCACGAUUUCCUCCUACCGAGGAGAACAGGGGCACUAUAUAUGAUAGCAAUGCUUUGGGGGAAAUUGAAAUAGAGAAGGAAAAGGUUACUGAGGAUAUAAGCUACACAAUACAAUUUCCAGAUCAAACAUUUGCAGAGCAAAAUCCUGGCCAUUACUCAUUCAACAAUGAAAUAGAUAGACUGCAUGAAGAAAACCUCAAGGAAAAUGCUAAUUGUGGUGAGUCAUUUGCCAGCAACCAUCUAGGCGAUAAGAGGAGCUCCCCUCAAGUGAUUAACUCCGUAAAUUGUUCAGAAUCUAACUCAGAUACUGGGGAACAGACAAAUCGGAGCGACUGGAUUCAUACUUUCAAUGACACGCAUUCCUUUACCGAACUUCUGAGAGAAGUUGAAAAUAGGACACAUUGGGGUUUGACAAAACUUGAGAAGCAGCAAAACGUAGUUGCUGUGAUUAAAGAUCCUUCUUCAGAUUUGCCUUCUAUUCAUGAAAACCACAACAGGAAACCACCAAGGACCCCAAUAAAUUCCAGUGAGAUUCUUGAUCAUACUGAAACUGGCUCAGAAGUAGCUCAAGAUCAUAUUAUUGAUUGCCUCGAAAGAAACACUCAGAAAAAGGACCAUCAGUACAAUGUUUCUAGCACUCGAGGUAGUUCCUUAACAGAAGAUAGCAUGAAUGCAGCAGCCACACUUUGUUCUUUAGCACAAGAAGGAAAUUCAACAUUGCAUUCAAGGUGUUUGAAUCCAUCUGAAGGUCAGCCAAUGCAAGCAUCAGAGCUGGUCCAGAGUUCUAGUCCCCCGGAUUCUCAUUUGCUCACAUCAGAGCUGGUCCAGAGUUCUAGUCCCCCGGAUUCUCAUUUACUCACAUCAGAGAUGGUCCAGAGUUUUAGUCCCCCGGAUUCUCAUUUACUCACAUCAGAAGUGGUCCAGAGUUCUAAUUCUCCAGAUUCUCAUUUACUUGCAUCAGAACUGGUCCAGAGUUCCAGUCCCCCAGAUUCUCGUUUACUGGCAUCAGAGCUGCUCCAGAGUUCUAGUACCCCAGAGUCUCGUCUAGUCGCAUCAGAGCUCGUUCAGAGUUCUAGUCCCCAAGGGUCUCGUCUAGUCGCAUCAGAGCUCAUUCAGAGUUCUAGUCCCCAAGAGUCUCGUCUAGUCACGUCAGAGCUGCUCCAGAGUUCUAGUCCCCAAGAAUCUCAUCUAGUCGCAUCAGAGCUGAUCCAGAGUUCUAGCCCCCCAGAUUCUCAUCUACUCCCGAGAGUUGGCACGGAGUUGGUGCAGAGUUCAACCCCACCACAAGAAAUAGAAGCAAUAGAAGAUUUUGGACUAGAGAUCCCUAAAUGUUGCUUAAAUGAUGGCAAGCCUGCUGCUAUCAAAGUGCCUGCGAGAAGAAUUAGUGGAAUUGCAAGAGCUAAUAUAGAAAUGAACCACAUAAAUAACAAGCAAACUUUCAAUUGGGAAGCUGUACGAAAGAAGGCUCCAGAAUUCUUUAAUAAUUAUUCUGCGGUUAAAAAAAAAAGAGAUCCCAGUACAGUGGAUGCCAUGAACUGGGAAGCAGUGCGAUGUGCAGACGUUGAGAACAUUGCUGACACCAUCAAGGAACGAGGGAUGAACAACAUUCUUGCUGGAAGAAUAAAGGCAUUUCUUGAAAGACUACAUGCAGAACUGGGGUGCAUUGACCUGGAGUGGCUAAGGGACAUUCCACCUGAUGAUGCAAAAGAUUUCCUCCUCAGCAUACGAGGAUUGGGACUCAAAAGUGUCGAAUGCAUCCGCCUACUAACUCUUCAACAUCUAGCCUUUCCUGUUGACACAAAUGUUGGACGAAUCUGUGUACGGCUCGGAUGGGUACCAAUAAUGCCAUUACCUGAAUCUUUGCAGUUACAUCUUCUAGAGUUGUAUCCUGUUCAGGCAAAUAUCCAGAAGUACAUAUGGCCUCGAUUGUGCACACUUGAUCAAAGAACUUUAUAUGAACUUCACUAUCAGAUGAUUACAUUUGGAAAGGUAUUCUGUACUAAAAGCAAACCAAACUGCAAUGCAUGUCCAAUGCGAGCUGAAUGUAAGCACUUUGCAAGUGCUUUCGCCAGUGCAAGGCUCACUUUGCAAGGUCCACAAGAAAAAUCAUCUUCGGGGGAAAAUCCACUAUGCACUCCUCCGAUUCUCUCACUUCCACAGCAUGAGUUGAAGAUAGAAAUUCCUUCUAAAGUAGUUCCACUUCAGCUAACAGAACCAAGACUUAAGGAGCAAAAUUGUGAGACAGAAAUUCCUUCUAAAGUAGUACCACUUCAGCUAGCAGAAUCAGGAAAUCAGGAGCAAAAUUGUGAGCCGAUCGUUGAAGAGCCAGCAACACCUGAGCCUGAACAUAUUGAAAGUUCAGAAGUGAUCGAUGAGUGGGCCUAUACAGACCCAGAUGAAAUACCAGUUAUCAAGCUCAACCUUGAUGAGCUAUCAUACAAUAUACAGCAAAUAUGUAAAAGUAACAUGCAGGAUGUAGAUGUAUCAAAGGCACUGAUAAUGUUAUCACCCCAAGAUGCUUCAAUACCAGCACCUAAGCUGAAGUAUGUACAUCGGCUACGAACAGAGCAUCGAGUAUAUGAGAUUCCAGAUAAUCAUCCCCUCCUAAGCGGCUAUGAACAUAGACAACCGGACGAUCCAUCCCCUUAUCUUCUUGCCAUAUGGACGCCAGGUGAAGCAUCGGAAUCCACAGGAGAUGAUGAACAUUGUAGCUCUAUAACAUCAGAGAAUCCUCUAUCUAAUCAAGAGUGCUGCACUACCUGUGUUAGCAAAACAGAUAUAAAUGAACACACAAUUAAAGGCACCAUGUUGAUUCCUUGCAGAACAGCAAUGCGAGGCAACUUUCCACUUAACGGAACAUAUUUUCAACAUAAUGAGGUAUUUGCAGACCAUGAAACAAGCUUGAGUCCAGUUGAAGUUCCACGAUCUUGGAUUUGGAAUUUGGAACGGCGUACAGUUUUAGUUGGCACUUCUAUUCCAACAAUAUUUAAAGGUCUUACAACCAGAGAAAUACAGUACUGCUUUUGGCAAGGCUUUGUUUGUGUCAGGGCUUUUGACCGGAAUAUCCGAGCUCCACGACCACUUGUGCCAAGACUCCAUUCCCCUGCAAGCAAGCUUGUUAAAACUCCAACGCGACAGCCAAGAAAAAAUUUGUAAAGCAGGCAUAAAAAUUUUGAUUAAUACAAUUGUACACAGCUUACAUGUGAUUUAUUUAUGCAUUCAAUGAUUGUUCACUUUCAUCGACAACUACUUCAUUUACAAGAUCAGGUUCAGCACUCAAUCAUAAUACUGAAGCAGAACUUACAGAGACAUCUGCAUGAAGGAUCGCACUUUGAAAAAGCAAAAGGAGGGGCGUUCCACUGAUGUCAAUAUUCAUGUUACAUUUUUAUGCCAAGCUCAGAAUUGAGCUAUUCUUCAGCAAUUUAUUUUAAGUUCACAAAACAUUUUUGGAUGCACUGGAUGUAAAGGAUGUAACGUUGCUCGACUUUCUAAAGCAGAGCCAGCUCCCAUAUUUAUUUGGGGAUGUAAACUAACAUUCUUUUGAACAUUGAAACCAGAGGACAGCUUGCUCUGUAAUAUGUGGAGAAAACGGUGUAUAAUGUGCAUUUUAAAAUUCAAGUCUCAAUGCAUAAAAGCAAUUCCAAAGAGCAA
Messenger RNA from Cryptomeria japonica (Japanese cedar), 6601 nucleotides. Its product is annotated as DNA glycosylase/AP lyase ROS1. Gene Ontology annotation, biological process: base-excision repair. The coding region runs from base 692 to 6106 and encodes 1804 amino acids. NCBI's taxonomy places the organism in Eukaryota, Viridiplantae, Streptophyta, Pinopsida, Cupressales, Cupressaceae. Gene Ontology annotation, molecular function: 4 iron, 4 sulfur cluster binding; DNA demethylase activity; DNA N-glycosylase activity. The transcript has 20 exons. The record is from RefSeq and is a predicted model, not a curated record.